GGCGGAAGAGCGCUUCUGCUUGACCAAUCAUCUUCGUGUGUUUCCUGUGUCCGUUGGAGAAGCAGCUGGAAGUGAGAAGAGUGGCUACAAACAUUUUAAGUUCUUACUUGGACCAAACUGAGACACUGCAAUGCAGAGGAGAGAAAUGGAGGACCCAAUUGCUGACAGCAGUGCAGAUGAUACUGAGGAGAGCACAGCAGCCUCUGAAAUGACCAACAGCCCUAAAGAACCAGAAUCACAGCCGGACGGCACACCAAACCUUAACCCCCAAACGGAUGAAGGCUUAGCAGAGGCUGGAGCUGUUUCUUCUUCCUGUGACAUGGCUGAGGAACUGUGCAGACAGCUGGAGGACAUCCUUAGCACAUACUGCCAUGGAGACGGAGGUGCUGGGACCAAUGACCAGCCUGACGGCAUGGAAGUUAACGGUCUGUCCGAGAAGGAGGACGGCAAGCAGGAGGAGGCCAAACUGAAUGGUAACGGAUGCAUGGAAAAGGACCAGAAGAAACUACAGGAGAAGAAGAAAGUAAAGGGACUGGGCAAGGAGAUAACCCUCCUUAUGCAGACCUUAAACACACUGAGCACUCCAGAGGAGAAACUGGCUGGCCUUUGUAAGAAGUAUGCUGAGCUGGUAGAGGAGCAUCGUAAUGCUCAGAAACAGAUGCGAGCUCUGCAGAAAAAGCAGACACAGCUGAUCCAGGAGAAAGAUCACUUGCGAAAUGAACACAGCAAGGCCAUCCUGGCCCGCAGCAAGCUGGAGAGCCUCUGCAGAGAACUGCAGAGACACAACCGCACGCUUAAGGAGGAUGGUGUGCAACGGGCCCGAUUAGAAGAAGAGAAAAGAAAGGAAGUGACCUCACACUUCCAGGUAACGCUGAAUGACAUCCAGGCUCAGAUGGAGCAGCACAAUGAGCGUAAUGCAAACCUGAGACAGGAGAACAUGGAGCUGACUGACAAACUCAAGAAGCUUAUCGAGCAGUAUGAGCUCAGAGAGGAGGUGGGAAUACAGAGAAUGAGGGGAAGGUAUAUGAGUGGGAGCUGUAGGACUGACGGUGAUCCAAACUUGUGUUUUCUCUUGCAGCAUAUUGACAAGGUGUUUAAGCACAAAGACCUGCAACAGCAGCUGGUAGAUGCAAAGCUUCACCAGGCACAGGCGCUGCUCAAAGACUCGGAGGACCGUCACCAAAAGGAGAAAGAGUUUCUCUUGAAAGAGGCAGCGGAGUCUCAGAGGAUGUAUGAACUUAUGAAACAGCAGGAAGUUCAUCUGAAACAACAGUUGUCAUUGUAUACAGAGAAGUUUGAGGAGUUUCAAAACACACUUUCCAAAAGCAAUGAGGUGUUCACAACAUUCAAACAGGAGAUGGAAAAGAUGACAAAGAAGAUCAAGAAGCUGGAGAAGGAAACAACCAUGUACAGAUCACGUUGGGAGAGCAGCAACAAAGCCCUGCUGGAGAUGGCAGAAGAGAAAACCCUACGAGACAAGGAUUUUGAAAGUCUGCAGGUGAAGGUGCAGCGACUGGAAAAGCUCUGUCGGGCUUUACAAAUAGAGCGUAAUGAGCUGAGUAAGAAGGUUCAGGGGAUCUCUAGCCCUGAGGGGCCAACAGGCACAGAGAACAGACCAGAAACAGAGGCGGGGUCACCGCAAGAGGCCAUAGACUCAGAGGAGGGCAGCCCUGUCCAUCAGAACAGCCCAGAGCCAGAGACUUGUAGCCAGGCAUGCCACUGUGCUCCAGACCUGGAGGCUGACACUCACAGAGAGGUUUGCUCAGCCCAGGAUUGAGUCUUGAUCUAUUUGGGUGGCCAGGACACACACAAUCCUUCCCACCUCCUCAAACAGACCCCCGACCCUCCAUCAUCAGUCAGUCUGAUUCCAUUGCGGGAAUGCUGAUUUGUCUGCUCUGGAGGGUUUACAUUUUGUCAGGGAAGAUUGUGCCUUCAACAUGAUUCCUAUGCUGCGUUUUUACUCUUUUGGUUUUUAUGUGGCUUUCUUUGUUAUCCCAUUCCCCCCCUCCCCCCAAAAAAUCUUGAAUUCCAUAUUUGUGUUAAGAGGGGCAGGGAAUGCUGCUGCUGUCUUGGAAUGCUCUGUGUUUGUCCAUUAAAUGCUUGUCUAGGUAUGAUUGUUAAUCUUUUUUUCCGUUUGGCUGAAAAAGACUAACAGAAGGAAUUAUAAAAGUAAAAACGUUAUGGUCUUUGCAAUUAAAGGGCAGAUGUCCUCUUACAUGCUUUUUAAGGUGUUUUAUAUUUCAUUUCUCGCCUUAAGUAAUUCUUUCAGGUAAAAUCUGUAUUUA
This is a messenger RNA of Myxocyprinus asiaticus (Chinese sucker), 2285 nucleotides long. RefSeq names its product alpha-taxilin-like. Bases 131 to 1777 code for a protein of 548 amino acids. Gene Ontology annotation, molecular function: syntaxin binding. The record is from RefSeq and is a predicted model, not a curated record. NCBI's taxonomy places the organism in Eukaryota, Metazoa, Chordata, Actinopteri, Cypriniformes, Catostomidae. The transcript is spliced from 10 exons.